CCAAGUGGCCAGUGUUUUGCUUGGCUCAUAUCUUUUCACUACCAUAGUAUUGAGUCAUUUUAUUCCUUUGAGUGAUACUGUUUCCUGUACUUGAAUUGUCAUAAUGAUUCUACUUCUCAUGGCUGCACUUGCUAUCCCUGCAAAGAUGACAUUAUAUCCCUCAAACCGGAGUAAGUUAGGAACACUUGGUCGACCAGUAGGGUCUUUGGACCAACUUAUUCAAGCAGAAGGUGAUAUGGACAAAUCGGAACCGUUGCUCACCCCAUCUACAUCAACAACAAAUAUUGGAAGUUUUCAUGAGAGCAAUAGUGUUUCGGAGGUGGAUAUGCUUCUAGCUGAGGGAGAGGGCGCAGUGAAGAAGAAGAGACGGCCCAAAAGAGGGGAAGAUUUCAUUUUCCGUGAAGCUAUAGUGAAGGCUGAUUUCUGGCUUCUUCUUUGUUUAUUUCACCCGUGUUGGUUCGGGUGUUACUGUUCUCAACAACUUGGCUCAGAUAGGAAUAGCUCAAGGUGCAGAAGAUACAACCGUCCUGUUAUCUCUAUUCAGCCUUUUCAAUUUUGUGGGUCGGCUCGGUGGCGGCAUUGUUUCCGAACAUUUUGUCAAAAACAAUCCCUAGGACAAUUUGGAUGACAUUCACACAAAUCAUAAUGAUCAUUACGUACCUUUUCUUUGCUUCUGCUCUUGAUGGUACACUCUAUGUCACAACAGCAGUACUUGGAAUCUGCUACGGCUUUCAGUUUUCCAUAAUGGUCCCAACCGCCUCCUAGCUUUUCGGAUUAAAGCAUUUUAGGAUAAUCUUCAAUUUCAUGUCGCUCGGGAAUCCUCUCGGUGCUAUCCUCUUCUCUGGUGUCCUUGCAGGGUUCGUACUUCUUGCUUGGGCCCAAAUUGCUUUGGGCUUACCUUCAUU
Camellia sinensis is the source of this 905-nucleotide messenger RNA. The record is from RefSeq and is a predicted model, not a curated record. NCBI's taxonomy places the organism in Eukaryota, Viridiplantae, Streptophyta, Magnoliopsida, Ericales, Theaceae.